UCUGGUUACUGAUUUUUAUUUUUCAUUUGCAGGUAUAUGAAAGGCCGCAUAACAUGUGAUCAGAUCAAUGCAGUUGUUAAAAAUCUAAACAAAGCAAUGGUGACCAAAUACAAGAUCCGCAAUCAGGCUCCAAGUUCUAUGAAUGCAACAAACAGAAGCCUGCACUACAGAUACAUAACAGAAGAAACCGAGGAUAUUGAAGAUGUUUAUUUUGUCGUGGAGGAAGAUAUCAGACUUUUCACCCGUAUGAAGUUGGACAGGCGCUUCCAUCAGAUCAUCGUCAUCCUGCGCCACUGCCAAAGAGUGAAGGAAAUCCGUACCUCUGGAAUUAUCCGAUACGCCGUCUGCUAACAUGCUUCCCGUACUCUGCUUACCCCAGAUGUAGAUGGCAGCAGUGUUUUGAGACGCAGAGAGUUUUGUUGUAUGCAGAAAGAUUCCAUGUAUGGACAUUACUAUUUAGAUCUCCUUAUUUUCUGAAAGGCAAUGUUUUCCCUAGUGUUUUUCAGACAUCCUAAAUCAGGACUGGCAAUCUCAAAUGGCCUCAAAGUAUCUGAUUUUUGUUUUGAAAACUUGAGAGGGAGCUAACGUCUUUUGAUAAAUUACAUGUGCAAAGCAAAGAUGUGAUUGGCUCAUCUGUGGUCACAGGCAGUUUUAAUCACAUUUUCAGGUCAGCACUUGAAAGUUAAUGUCCUCUGCAUGGUCGUGAUGUUCCUUUUCUUGUUAAUGAGUUAGAAACUGUGUCCAAAGCUCUGCAGCUACUCAAAGGAAGCAUUUGAUUCUGGAU
This is a messenger RNA of Pezoporus flaviventris, 784 nucleotides long. RefSeq names its product spindle and kinetochore associated complex subunit 1 (gene SKA1). Gene Ontology annotation, molecular function: microtubule binding. Gene Ontology annotation, biological process: cell division; chromosome segregation; mitotic cell cycle. Lineage: Eukaryota; Metazoa; Chordata; Aves; Psittaciformes; Psittacidae. Bases 37 to 351 code for a protein of 104 amino acids. The transcript is spliced from 2 exons. Gene Ontology annotation, cellular component: spindle microtubule; outer kinetochore; mitotic spindle. The record is from RefSeq and is a predicted model, not a curated record.